Molecule: messenger RNA, 522 nt
Organism: Cylindrotheca closterium
Lineage: Eukaryota; Bacillariophyta; Bacillariophyceae; Bacillariales; Bacillariaceae
Source: the annotation of a GenBank genome assembly
AUGCACUGCAAAAGACGGAAAGUUCAGUUUGCUUCUUCACCAUCCAUUGUGUCACCUGCGGAUGAUUCCACAUUACAGCCCCAUUGCCCAGAUCAGCUCUGGUAUCGAAAAUCUGAAAUAAGCAAAUUCAAAGCGGACACUCGACAGCUGGUGAAAGCGAUACGUUCUCCCGAGGAAGUCCUGAAAGAUUCUUCAUUGAGAGGACUUGAAAGUUCCACCUUGGAACGCCGAUUGUAUCGCCACAAAACGAUUCAAUGCACGCUAAGUGCCUACAGAAAGAACAUGAACAUUGAAGACGUGGCCAAGAUUGCUCGCGUCUGUGGGACUUGGAAUGUAGAAAUCGCCUUUGUCCAAGCUUGCCAUGACUACUUUGCAGCCUAUCCAACAAAGCAAGUCAAGCUCCCCAAGGUGUCGUUCCAGCCACCUGACUUUCCAUUCGCACUUCGUAAACCCAAGUCCCGAAAUCUACAAUACGAUCAUCGCGACCAACCUCAACGAAAUGUUCGGCGCCGGAUCUCCUAA